Messenger RNA from Drosophila ananassae, 1132 nucleotides. RefSeq lists its product as uncharacterized. The record is from RefSeq and is a predicted model, not a curated record. The coding region runs from base 180 to 416 and encodes 78 amino acids. Lineage: Eukaryota; Metazoa; Arthropoda; Insecta; Diptera; Drosophilidae. The transcript has a single exon.
CGUUGCUUCUAGCAGUCCGCACAGUUCGCAUCCAGACUUCGAGCAGAGCGGCAGCAGUUGCAGAUAGAGAUACAAGUCCAGAUAGAGAUUCAGAUAGAGUGUGAGCUACAGAUACGGAUACCAGGGACCUGGAACCAGUGACCAGAUUGAGAUACAAGUCCAGCAGAUACAGUUGCAAAAUGCCGUUCCCCAUCCAUCCGCCCAAGCAAAUGCCCUGCCCCCACUGGCAGCACUUCCCCAUCAGUCCGGUGGACAGCAAGCCGAAUCCCUUCGAUACCGUGGGCGGAGCAGCGGCCGCCGCCCAGGCGUCCCAGGGCAACAACAAGCCGCCGGAGCCGGUCUCCUACCGAUAUUGUCUGCAGUGCAAGACGUCCGGCAAGGAGGUGGCCAACGGCAACUCCUCCGACCGGGAGUGAACACUGGAAGAUGGGGAAAAAUCACCCAAACUCAAAAACACUCUACUUCACCCUCAACAGCCACCCGUUGAAAAGGUGACAUUGCACUGGAGUACUCCGAAAGUAAUCAGCAAAGUAAUCAAUGAAAUAAUCAGCCAUCACCUGUAAUCAAUCCACUUACCAGAGGACAAUGGAAUCACUAGCUUUCCCCGCACGAGUGCUUAAAAAAUAAAACAAAUACAAAAAAAUUAAUACAUAAAAAUAAAAACACAAAAUAUUUAAUGAUAUUUAAACUAAAACAAAAAUGAGAAAAAAUUCAACAAGAAUUAUGACAUUUUUUUUUUGUUCUGUGCAUGAGAAACCUUAAAUAUGGUUCUUAAUUUUUUUCAAAUGAGAGCUGAAGAAGAAUUUAAAAAUCCAAAAAUAUAUUUUUUUGUUUGUGAAAAAAAGAGAACCCUUAGUUAUUAUUUAACUUAAGCACAUGUUCCAUUUUAAAUAUUUUUUUUGAUCAAGUGUUUUUUGUUUUAAUUUCGUCUCUAUACUUAAUUUAAGAGUUUUUUGUACGUAUCUAUCUAAGUUGUAUUUAGAGCUAAAGACUACAGUUUAUGAUAUUUUUUGAUAUAACCUAUAUACAUAUAUAAAUAAAUAUCUGUAUAAGAAGCGCUAAUAAACGCACGACGCAUUUUAAAAAACGAGUUCUACACAAAUACAAAAAUACUUCAUAUACCCAUAGAAUA